UCCAGAUGUACGAAACAAUUACUACUUUGUUUAAUGUCGAAGUAUGUAAAUGUCGGAGGAUUAUCAGAUCGUGGCAAAGAUGUUUUCCCUAAUAAAUAAAUAUAUCUACUAAUGAUAAAUUAUUUUGUUAAUCUUAAAAUGUAAUUGAUAAUGAUAUUAAAAAAUAAUGUUAUAAUAAAAAUACUUAAAAUUAUGAUAAGUAUAUAUUGAAAUGAUUAAAAUAAACAAAAUGCAACUUAAAUUAUUUUUUGUUAAAAUAAUACAUUUUUUAAGUGUAUCAGCUAUUUAUUUUCUUCACAUUUAAAGAAUAUAUGCAUUUAAAACAAUGAAAUAUUUGAAGAUAGUACUUUUUUGCUUUUCACAAUAAAAUUAAUAUUUAAAAUAUAUUUUAACCAAUGUUGAAGUGUAUUAUGUGAUCAAGUUCUUGUUCUUUAAUUUGACUAUCAAGUAAUAAAAAGAUAAAUCAAUAAUUCUUUUUUCUUUUAAUAUUUAUAAAAUAAUGGCAACAUAUCCAAAAGUAGAAGGUUAUAAAAUUCAUAAAAACAUUGGCAAAGGAAGCACAUCAACUGUAUAUUUGGCUCAAUCAAAUCAAAAUGUUAAAAACUUAGUUGCAAUUAAAGUCAUUGAACGAAACAAACUUUCAAAAAGUGCAAAAGAUGCUGUGAUUACAGAAAUUGGAGUUAUGAAAGCUUUAAAACAUCAACAUAUUGUUCAGAUGAUUGAUUUUGUUUGGGAUUGUAAAAACAUAUAUAUAAUUUUAGAACAUUGUGAUGGUGGUGAUCUAUCUUCAUUUAUUAAACGUCGAACUAAACUUCCUGAAAAAGUAUGCAAAAAAUUUAUGCAACAGUUAGCAUUAGCUCUACAAUAUUUACGUUCUCAUAAUGUUUCUCAUUUGGAUCUUAAACCUCAAAAUUUAUUAUUAAUAAAAUCACCAAUAUUAACUCUUAAAGUCGGAGAUUUUGGAUUAGCAAAAUUUAUGAGUGAAAAAACACAAGCAGAAAAUAUUAGAGGGUCACCUUUGUAUAUGGCACCUGAAAUGCUACUCCAUCAACGAUAUGAUGUUAAAGCAGAUUUGUGGUCAGUUGGAGUAAUUACAUAUGAGUGUAUGUUUGGUCAUGCACCAUAUGCAUCUAAUUCAAUUAAAGAUUUAUAUGAUAAAGUAAAAAAAGCAACACCAAUAGAAGUACCCAAAACACAAGUUAGUGCUAAUUGUCAACAUCUAUUAAUCAAUUUACUGAAACACAAUCCAUCUGAAAGAAUGAGUUAUGAUGAGUUUUUUAGACAUCCAUUUUUAGAUUUAGAGCACUUGCCAAAUGCAGAAUCUUAUGCAAAGGGAAUAGAUGCAAUUAGGCAAGCUGUUAAAUUAGAUUCUGAAAAAAACUACAAAGCUGCAUUUUCUAAAUAUUGUACUGGGCUUCAAUACUUAAUACCAUGUUUGCAAAAUGAAUCAGAUAAAUUAAAAAAACAAGAAUUUCAGAGGAAAUUAAAUGAGUACACAAAUCGUGCUGAAGAACUCAAAGCUGUUCUUUAUAUUUCAAAAAUUAAAAUUGAUGAUAGUAAUAAAACUGAUUAUAAUUCUAUGGAAAAAGAAUCUAGUGGACAUUCACAAACCUUAAUUUCUUUGUGUAAAAAUACACCACAGUUAGCUAGUGCUAUUGAAAUUGCACUCUCAGGUCAAAUGUAUUUGGUGGAGGGUCAAUAUGAAGCUGCUGUAGAAAAUUAUAAAAUUGGACUGAAACUAUGUGAAAAAUUACUGGAAAAAGAACCAUUGGGAAUUCGAUAUGACUUACUUGUAAAACAGAUAUCUGAAUGGAAAGUUCAAUGUGAAAAUGCAUCAACAUUAUUAGAAUCUAAAAUUGAGAAAAUAGGUGAAACUUCAGUUGAUGUUCCUGAUGGAUUUUCACCAUUAUCCAAAGGGAAUUUGAUGUAUUUCAAUAUUAUUUUUUUAAUUUUAUAUUUUUUUAUACAAUACUUUUUUUAUUGAAAAAUGCAAUUACUUUGUAAAUUCUUAAAAAAAAAAAUGUUGAAAUAUGAUUAUUAGGUUUUUUUUUUUAUUUAAUAAAACUUUUCAUAUUUAACAAUUUAUUAAUUGAUCAAAAUAUUUAAAUGUGUAAAAUCAAAUUGUGAUACUAUUUUUUAAUGAUAUCAAUGAUGAUUGAAUUGUUUGUUUAUAGAAAUAAAUAAAUUGUUUCAGAUACAUGUAUAAUUCAAUGAAA
Messenger RNA from Daktulosphaira vitifoliae (grape phylloxera), 2216 nucleotides. It is a transcript of the gene Aduk, whose product is annotated as serine/threonine-protein kinase ULK3. Gene Ontology annotation, cellular component: cytoplasm; autophagosome. Gene Ontology annotation, biological process: autophagy; autophagosome organization; protein autophosphorylation. Lineage: Eukaryota; Metazoa; Arthropoda; Insecta; Hemiptera; Phylloxeridae. Gene Ontology annotation, molecular function: protein serine/threonine kinase activity; ATP binding. The coding region runs from base 500 to 1984 and encodes 494 amino acids. The record is from RefSeq and is a predicted model, not a curated record. The transcript has 7 exons.